UCUUCGCGGAAUAUUACAGUCCGGUAUAUGAUUUCCGGUGCUAUGGCGACUACCAGCACCCACUCAUUCGGCUGGUCAUAGUGAGUUAUGUGUACGUGUAAGGCAAGUUCUUGUAGCGCGGAAAUAUGAAAUACUUUCCUUGUCCAGUUCUUUUGCAGCCCUGUCGGGAGCAUGUUGAACUGGAAAAUCUGUGAGGAGAGCACAGUUGAAUGCAGGAAGAGGCCAAGAAGGAAAAGCUGCUACUGACCAAUCAACUAGAGAUGGAAAAGAUGAAAGUGGAGCAAGAGAAGAAAUGCUACUUAGCACAAGAAGCACUGAAGGAAAAGGAGCGCAAAGCUAUGGCCCAUUCUGUGGGAGAGCCCCCAGCUUCUUCCACACCCUCCCUGUCCAUCCACACCAGCUCCAUCAGUGGGGUGGACAACACUGGUCUACAUACUUCUGUUCUUUCCCAGGAUGACUCUUUAGACCACUCAAUGGGUACCAUGACCACGUCUUUAUCAAUGAGUGGGACCAAUCUCUAUGAGGCUGCCAGACUGUCUGGAGGCUCCAGCAUCAUAGAAAACCUCCAGUCUCAGCUUAAGCUCAGAGGAGAGAUAGUGCACCUACAGCUUGAAAUCUCUAGUCUGGAGAGGAGUCGCUCUGUGAUUGCGGAAGAGCUGGUUCGACUCACCAAUCAAAAUGAUGACAUGGAGGACAAGGUGAAGGAGAUCCCUAAACUGAAAAUUCAGCUCAAGGAUCUGGAGCAGAGGCACAACACCAUCCUGCAGAUGUAUGGAGAAAAGGCUGAGGAGGCUGAGGAGCUGAGAUUGGACCUUGAAGAUGUAAAGAACAUGUACAAAAUGCAGAUCGAUGAACUGCUGCAGAACCAGAAAUAAACUGUUUUUGCUGCAUUGUGUUACAGAUCAGUUGAACAUCUUAUAGUCACCCAUGCAUUCACAC
This is a messenger RNA of Monopterus albus (swamp eel), 939 nucleotides long. Its product is annotated as TATA element modulatory factor-like. The record is from RefSeq and is a predicted model, not a curated record. Bases 210 to 875 code for a protein of 221 amino acids. Gene Ontology annotation, cellular component: Golgi apparatus; endoplasmic reticulum. The transcript has 7 exons. Lineage: Eukaryota; Metazoa; Chordata; Actinopteri; Synbranchiformes; Synbranchidae.